Messenger RNA from Copidosoma floridanum, 1515 nucleotides. RefSeq lists its product as uncharacterized. The record is from RefSeq and is a predicted model, not a curated record. Gene Ontology annotation, molecular function: DNA-binding transcription factor activity, RNA polymerase II-specific; RNA polymerase II cis-regulatory region sequence-specific DNA binding. NCBI's taxonomy places the organism in Eukaryota, Metazoa, Arthropoda, Insecta, Hymenoptera, Encyrtidae. Gene Ontology annotation, biological process: regulation of DNA-templated transcription.
AUGUCUAGAAGUGAUAUGCAGAAUUUCAGCAACGAAGACGGAGCUGGUGGAUCUUCCUCGAAGCAUCCCUAUAGUUGUGCUUUUUGCGAAACGGCUUUUACUAGUUUCAACGACCUCAUUGUCCACACACGUAUUCAUACUGGACAAAUGCACACUCACUCCGACAAGACACUUUACCACUGUAACGAGUGUUCACGAGCCUUCAGCAAAAAAUGUAAUCUUAAAGAGCACAUGCGCACUCACUCCGAUCAAAAUUAUUUUAACGUUGUAGAUAUGAUGCGAUAUCCACCACCAGAUACAAAAUUAACUAUUCGCUACAGCAAUUGUAUUUUGUCGGCGACAAUGUUCAGAAGUGGUAUACAGGAUUUUAGCAACGAAGACGGAGCUGGUGGAUCUUCCUCGAAUAAUCUCAAUGGCUGCACUGUUUGUAAAAGAACUUUUACUAAUUCCAACGAGAUUAUUCACCAUACAUGUUUACCGACUGGACGUAUGCAGAUUCACUCCGGCGAAAGACCUUACUCUUGUAAUGAAUGUCCACGAGCCUACAAAAAUAAAUAUAAUCUUACAUGUCAUAUGCAAACUCACUAUGAUCUCACAUGCGGACUCACUCCGGAGAAAGACCUUACCGCUGCAACGUGUGUUCACAAGCCUUCAGAAAACAAAGUAUUGGCCUUGUCUAUAAGAUUGAUAGUAGGAAAUUGUAGUGCUAAUCCAAAAGAAUUGAUUAUACACUUGGAUUGUAUUUUGUCGGCGACAAUGUUCAGAAGUGGUAUACAGGAUUUUAGCAACGAAGACGGAGCUGGUGGAUCUUCCUCGAAUAAUCUCAAUGGCUGCACUGUUUGUAAAAGAACUUUUACUAAUUCCAACGAGAUUAUUCACCAUACAUGUUUACCGACUGGACGUAUGCAGAUUCACUCCGGCGAAAGACCUUACUCUUGUAAUGAAUGUCCACGAGCCUACAAAAAUAAAUAUAAUCUUACAUGUCAUAUGCAAACUCACUAUGGUGAGAGACCUCAUCAAUGCAACAUGUGCUUCAAAACCUUUCAAUACAAAUGUCAUCUCAGAUCUCACAUGCGGACUCACUCCGGAGAAAGACCUUACCGCUGCAACGUGUGUUCACAAGCCUUUAGAAAACAAAGGUAUCUUACAGUUCAUAUGCAUACUCACUCCAGCGAAAAACCUUAUCACUGCAACGAGUGCUCAAUGACCUUCAAACACAAGGCUAAUCUUACAACUCACAUGCGGACUCACACCGGCGAAACACCUUACCGCUGCAACGUGUGUUCACGAGCCUUCAGUCAAAGAUCUGAUCUCACAACUCACAUGCGCAUUCACUCUGGCGAAAGACCUUACCACUGCAACGUGUGCUUCCAAACCUACCGUACAAAUCAUUAUAUGGUGCUUUUAAGCCGAAAAUUGAAUGAAGCUACUUCUAGUUUUGGAACUUUUGUGUUCUGUAAAAAAAAAUUCUGGUACCUGACAGAAAGUUUUAACUGCUGGAUAACAGAAGCAUAA